AUGCCUACUCCGCGGAACGGGGAUGAUCACGAUGGUGAUCAGGACCAUGAGAACCAACAACCCCAUGUCAAAGGUCACCCUAAGAACUUGGUCACCAGAAAGGAUCUGGAACAUUUGGCUGCUCAAGUCAAUGAGGCUAUCCACAACCUCCAAGGAAUGGGAGAGGGACCUUCAAGGAAACAACUAAACCACCCUACCAGCUCAAGGGUGAGCACAACAUCUCAUACCAUCCACAGGGCACAGCCUCAAAGUGUGAUGAACAUGCUAGGUGACAGGGGUGGGGCACAACCUCGCCCUCACCAACUAAGGGCCAGUCAAGAUGCACGCCGGGUAAUUGAAGAGCGACAGUUGCACAGAGGAGACCUUGAUGCUCGAGACCUCUUGCACAGGAGGCGCCUCGAACAAGCAAGAGAAGCCAUCAAGAAUGAUAGGAUCACCCGAGGUCUACCCCCCUCUAGUUCUAAGACUACUGCCUCCGCACGAGACCACCCAACUCCUUCAAGGCAAGUCGAACCGGUCGAAAUCAGCUCUCGAAGGACAUCUCCCAUGAGGCACUCACCUUCUCUUAUAAGGAGACGUCACUCACCCCCUAGCCGGGUUAGAGGACAUUCCCCCAGGACAAGGGCUUCACCCCCCGAUCAACAACCUGGGGCUCAUUCACCUUCUCAUCGCCCAAGGCAUCGCUCACCCUCAAGAAUAGGAAGGAGCCAUCCACGCCGUGAGCGAACAUACUCGCCUCUCCUAGAGAGUAGAGGUAGGCAUGCCUCCCCAAGAGAAAGAUGGGGCUCCCCUCCACCAAGAAAUGAUAGGCACACUUCAUCAUUACAGGAGGCUCUCACUCCCUUCUCCCAAGAGAUAAUGAACACCCCUCGGCAAGACAAAGUGAAGGUCCCUACCAUCGAGCCUUUCGAUGGAACUACGGAUCCAGAAGAGCACAUGGCCGCCUAUGCGGCUCAAAUGAACGUUCAGACUGGAUGUGGAGCUACUUGGUGUAGGUACUUUCCCACCACCUUGAAGGGUCUUUCACUUAUCUGGUUCAACAAGCACGUGCCGAAGGGGAGAUCAAGAGCUACAGUGAGCUUGAAAAGGUGUUCAUCAGCCAAUUCGUUGCGGGUCGAAGACAUCAAACGACAAGUGUUAACUUGA
Spinacia oleracea (spinach) is the source of this 1146-nucleotide messenger RNA. RefSeq lists its product as uncharacterized. Bases 1 to 1146 code for a protein of 381 amino acids. Lineage: Eukaryota; Viridiplantae; Streptophyta; Magnoliopsida; Caryophyllales; Amaranthaceae. The record is from RefSeq and is a predicted model, not a curated record. The transcript has a single exon.